AGACGACGUUCGGUACGGUACCGUUCUUGGCGUAUUAAUAUAUUUUUGUAUUUGUAUAAGUAGCCUAUUGUGUUUCUUUAUUUUUGUAGCAGUUUUUUUGAAGAUUCAUUUUGGCUUAGGUUGUACAGUUGUACCAGUACCGGUAUAGUUUAUCAAAAUACAGAAAAUAAUAUUCUUAUUCCUGUAUUCAUUACAGUGUCUAAUAAUCGAUAAUUUAUCCAUAAAGCAGUAAAGUAAUGGCUAGGUCAGCGAAUUUUGUCAAUAGCGAAAAGCAGCUCCUUGUCCAGAUAAUUAGCGAACAUCCCCAAGUGGAGUCAAAAAGAACGGACAAGGUGUCAGUUGUGCAAAAGAAUUUGGCUUGGAAGCAAAUCGAAGCCAAAUUCAAUGCAACUGGCACCUUGUGUCGCCGAACUGAAAAAAAUCUGAAGGAUGCGUGGAAAAACAUCAAAAACAAAGCAAAGCAAGACAAUGCCCAACGCAAACGCCAUUUGAGGCAGACAGGAGGUGGGCCUGGUGUACCCACCGAUGAACUCAGCGAGAAAGUUGAGGCUCUCAUUCCUAGACAAAUAAAUUGCCUUGCGAACAACUUCGAUGAUGACAAUCAAAUUGAAAGCUCGCUCGAAGAACAAACAUACACACUUGUUUCAGUAGCUGAGGAAUCUUCAUCUUUCUCAGAUGGUAACGAAUCAGCAGUUUUGCAGACAUUGAGUACAGGUAAUCUAGUGAUAAUUGCUAUCCAGAUUCAAAACAUAUUCCCACAACAGGCUAUCGCUGUUUGUUCAGAUCUUGUCUAUAGUUUAUUCACAUGUUUAGGAGGUUCACGGCUUUGCAAUGUAUGUUUCAAAAUCACCCCAUGAUUAAGUAGCGCAGCAGUAGCAACUUUACAAUGUACUCAGAUAAACAGAACAGCGGUAGUAUUUAAAAUUUAAGCAGUAUUUAAUUUGAGCUUUUGUUAUUGUGAAUAUUAGUACAGACCUAAAGGCAGGUAGGCAUUAAAAUUGAAAGCAGUUUUUUAGUUUUUAUAUCACGUAAUGGCAGCAAAUAUUAGUUGUAGCAACAUAACAUUAUAUCUAGAUAGACAGUGUAGCAGCACAAUGGAUGAUUUGAGAAGAAGGGUGUUGACAGAGAAGUUGGAGGCAAUGGCGGAGGAGAGGAAAAUGAGAAGGGAAGAGCAUGAUAUAAAAAUGGAGUAUUACCGUAAAAAAAUAGCUAAGUUAGAAUGAAGGAUUUUAUUGUUUUAUUUGUUUUUGUUGCAAAAUGGUUAAUUAAAACAAGAUUGAUACAAGAUUGUUAAUUAUUUUGGUGGAUGUACUGAGAUAUAUGUUUUCCCAUACUUUGCGUCCUUCUAGUUUUUAUGAAUUUGGAUCCCACAGUGUUUCGGCUUCUCGUCAUAAUCUAAAACUGUCAUCAAUAUUAAGGUAGGACCGUUGCAGGACCCCAAUAGAUGUCGCGUUUCUUGCGACAUAGGUAUUACUGAUUAGAUACAACUGGCCUCCAAAUAUUGAUGUGUUUAAGGUUUGCUUUUUGACAUGCUAUAGUGACAUAAUCUGAUUUUGAAGUGCUUUGGCUGCGCAAUUACAUAUGGGGCUAAAUUGUGAAAUCGACUUGAACUAUACCUCGGAAAUUACGAAAGAAAUCAUAAAUGUAGAAAAAAAGCUGGUAACAGAACAAACUUGACAAAAUAUUUAAUAAACAUGAACUGAGAACGUGCAAACUGGUGGAUAACUAAAAACAACACCAUGUACACAAUGAAAAAUAGGGUAUCUUAAAAAUAAGUAUAAACUUUCAAUUUUGAUUUGCUUUUCAGGUACUCCUCAUAGAGCGUUGAUUCCUUCACGAAACAUAGUAUGGAUAAGUAGAAAAAUACAGGUAUUGUUUGCAUUUUUAUUAACCCACGGAAUUACAACAAGGAGACUAACCCAAGAAAUGAGGUUCAAAAUUGCUGUUUUGCAAGAAGCAUAUAAAUUAGUAAUUCGUAGUCGGCGCCUCUUCAACAGAUAAUUUGGAAUUAUUGAUCUCCUUCAACACAAAUAUUUUAUGCGAUUUGUUGUAAAUUUAUGAAAACUGGAUUUGUAGUUGAUGCACAAAGAUCAGGAAGACCAAGGAGUGGACGCUCCGAGGAAAACAUUCUGAGCCGAAUUUAUUUCUAAAUUCUUCGCUGAAGAGGUGCUGAGUUUGCCUAACUGAUUUAUAUGCCAAACAGCAGGUUUGCACCUCAAUCCUUCGGUUAAUCUACCGUAUUUGUCAUUCUGUGUGUUGAUAAAUAUGCAAACAAUACCUAAAUUUACUACUUAUCCAUAACUAUGUUUACUGAUGAAAUGAACGCUCUAUGAGGAGUACCUAAAAAGAAAAUCGAAAUAAAAAAUGUAUACUUACUUUUGAAACACCUUUUAUGUUACCUAUUAUAAGCUAAGCUAGCUACAGAUCAAAAGUAUUGGUCAAUAAUGUUUGCACGUGCAAGAUGACCUGCUUGGGAAGACUGUA
Molecule: messenger RNA, 2484 nt
Organism: Styela clava
Lineage: Eukaryota; Metazoa; Chordata; Ascidiacea; Stolidobranchia; Styelidae
Source: RefSeq, a predicted model, not a curated record